AUGAGCCAUUUCGUCAACUUGAGCCUUGCCGAGGCCUCGAAUAGGCUCGAUGUCUACAAAAAUCACUUUCCCCAAAAGUCCGUGCCAUCUCUGGUCGAGUUUGCUGAUCAGAAUGUGCAAAACGACUUGGACAAACUAGCACUCAUUGCAUUGCAUCUGGACUCCACGCUUGCCGUUUACUACGCCUAUGAGCCUAUAUUCCUUGAUUUGAUGGCUCGCUGGGUCCAGAAUCCUGCUUGGUUUGAGCAGAAUUACUGUGAAGCUCACGGGAUCGAAUCACCAGCUUCAGGCUCCAUCAUCCUACUUGCAUUGUCCAGGGUCAUAGACUUGGCGCCAGAAUCCACCAACUUGAUAGAGUAUUACUUGGCUUCUAAUAACGGCCUUCGUGGACUCAUGGAGUCGGGCUUAUCCCCAUCGGAUCUUCAGGCAUCCCUUUUGGCAUACUAUAGAAUCUACAAGUCCAACCCUCACAAGUUCAAGCACUUCAUCGAUCCCAAGAAGCUCUUCGAAAUCAUGAGCUUGGAUGACGAGAAAUACAACAUUCCAAAGAUCCUUGCCGUCUGCAUUAUCAGCAAAUACAUCAGCGCUUCUGAGGAGGCCCACGAUGCGAUGUUGGCUAAACAUAUCACAGGGUCAUAUGAGGGCUCUUUCGAUGGCGGCUACACAAUUGACUACAAGUUCCUCUCAUUGGUGGAGGCAAAAAGACUCUCGAAUCAUACCAAAUUGCCAACUGCCGUCUCCCACGCACAUUCUCGAAUUGUUACCAUAGCUCAGAAAGACUUGUCCUCGCUCAUUACCUGUGUUUGCGGUAUCCUUCUCUUUAAUAGACACCUGGAGAAGGACAUCACCAAGAAGGACCAUUUUGUGCCCAUUGAAAGCUCUGUGCUGGUCUUGAAGCAGUUGGCAACCCAGAUCCUGAGAGACAGACCAGUUAUGCUUCAUGGCCAGGCAGGCUCAGGUAAAACUUUCCUCAUUAACCAGAUGGCCAGCCACAUGAGCUGUUCCGAUUCCAUUGUCAAAAUCCACUUGGGUGAACAGACUGACGCCAAAUUGCUUUUGGGUACAUACACCUCUGGCGAGAAACCAGGAUCCUUCCAAUGGCGUUCUGGCGUGUUGACUACGGCAGUGAAAGAGGGUAAGUGGGUUCUCGUUGAAGACAUUGAUAAGGCGCCCACCGAGGUGCUUUCCAUCCUUCUUGUUUUGUUGGAGAAGCGUGAACUCAAUAUCCCAUCCAGAGGAGAGGUUAUCAAAGCCCACAGCGGCUUCCAGCUUAUAUCCACCAUCACCACAUCUUCCGAACGUAAUUCGAGACUUCCUGAUCUUAUUGGUAUGCGUCUUUGGGAGCUCAUCGAGGUUCCUCAGCUCUCUGAACUCGACUUGAAAGCCAUUCUCACAGCUAAGUUCCCUCUUCUCGCAAAGUUUAUCGUCAAGUUCAUCACAGUCUACAACAAGGUGCUUCAAAUUUUUGCAAUGCCAGCUUUCAUUGCCUUGAAUAAGGGUUCUCACCCAAGAGCUAACUCCACUAGAGACUUGAUGAAGUUUUGCUCCCGUUGUCAUAAAUUACUCCACAAUAGAGGUGUUACUAGUGAUGAUACACUUUUCGAAACCCAGGUUUAUGAAGACAUUUUCGCCGAGGCCGUCGAGUGUUUCGGUAGCGCCAUCACCGAACCCUCAGCAUCCGUCCCCUUGAUCAAUGCCAUAGGUGAGAUCCUUGAAAUCUCCGCAACCAGAGUUAAUCUUUUUAUUGAAAACCAUGUUCCAACAAUGCAUCUCGGAGAGGACAGUAUCGAGAUCGGAAGGGCUGUUCUUCAAAAGUCCUCUGUUGAUAAAGCGCUUUACAGCCGGGGUAAAACCAGUGAAGGCAGUUUCGCUCGCACUAAGCAUUCCAAGCGUUUGAUGGAGCAGAUCGCUUUGGCCAUUCAAAUGGUCGAGCCAGUCUUGUUGGUUGGUGAGACAGGUACCGGUAAAACGACUGUCGUUCAAGAAAUCGCCAAGAUGAUGAACAAGAAAAUGACCGCUAUUAACGUUUCUCAGCAGACGGAGUCUAGUGAUCUUCUAGGUGGCUACAAACCUGUCAACACCAUGACUGUUGCAAUUCCUUUGCAGGAAACAUUUGAGAACCUCUUUUUGGCGACAUUCUCUCAAAAGAAGAACAUGAAGUUUUCCGAGCUUUUAUCCAAGUGUUUCAACAAAAGACAGUGGAAAAACGUCAUCAAACUCUGGAAAGAGGCAGUCAAGAUGGCCCGUGCAACCCUCGAGAAGAGCGAGGAUUCCGGAGACGAAAAGCCCGAUGAAGGUGGUCCCAAGAAGAAGAGGAAAUUGAGUUCAACGGAAAAGCUGGCUAUGCUUGAGAAAUGGCUUGACUUCCAAUCUGGAAUCGAGAAGUUCGAGGCGCAGGCCGCCAAUCUCGAGAACUCAUUUGUCUUUAACUUCGUUGAGGGAUCUCUUGUAAAGGCUGUUCGUAACGGUGAAUGGCUUCUUCUCGAUGAAAUCAACUUGGCUUCAUCUGAUACGUUAGAAAGCAUAGCAGAUCUCUUGUCAGAGGUUGCUGAACAAAGAUCGAUUCUUUUGAGUGAAAGAGGAGACAUUGAACCCAUCAAGGCCCAUCCUGAUUUCAGAAUUUUUGGAUGUAUGAACCCUUCUACCGAUGUUGGUAAGCGUGACUUGCCCGUCAGUAUACGAUCAAGAUUUAGUGAGAUCUACGUUCAUUCUCCAGACAGAGACAGAGAUGAUCUUUUACUGAUUAUCGACAAAUACAUCGACAAAUUUGCCAUUGGAGAUGAUUGGGCUGCGGAUGACAUUGCCGAACUUUACCUUGAGGCUAAAGCGUUGGCGGAAAAGAACAAGAUUGUCGAUGGUGCAAACCAGAAACCACAUUUCAGUAUUCGUACAUUGACGAGAACCUUGACGUACGUGCGGGACAUCGUUCAAACUUACGGUUUGAGAAGAUCGCUUUACGAAGGUUUUUGUAUGUCUUUCUUGACUUUGCUUGACGUGAGAUCCGAGGGAGUCUUGAGACCUAUUAUUGAAAAGUACACUGUGGGAAAGACAAAGAGUCCUAAGUCUGCUCUUAAUCAUAUUCCCAAGGCACCUUCUGACCCAAAGCACGAGUAUGUUCAGUUCAGACACUAUUGGUUGAGAAAGGGUGCUUUCGAGGUUGAUGAACAGCCCAAUUACAUCAUCACCCCAUUUGUUGAGAAGAACUUACUCAACUUGGUCCGUGCUACUGCAAGCAGGAGAUUUCCUGUCUUGGUUCAAGGUCCUACUUCUGCUGGUAAGACCUCCAUGAUCAAUUACCUUGCAGCCAUCUCGGGUCACAAGUUCGUUCGUAUCAACAACCACGAACACACAGACCUUCAGGAGUACUUGGGAACCUACGUCUCAGACUCAAGCGGUAAAUUAGUCUUCAGGGAGGGAAUCUUGGUUGAAGCUUUAAGAAAUGGUUACUGGAUCGUUUUGGAUGAGCUUAACCUUGCACCUACUGAUGUGCUUGAGGCUUUGAACCGUUUGCUUGAUGAUAACAGAGAACUUUUCAUUCCAGAGACUCAAGAGGUUGUCCAUCCCCAUCCUGACUUCAUGCUUUUCGCCACUCAGAAUCCUCCUGGGUUGUACGGUGGUAGAAAGGUUCUCUCUAGAGCUUUCAGAAACAGAUUUUUGGAGUUGCAUUUUGAUGACAUUCCAAGAGACGAGCUUGAGAUCAUUUUGAAGGAUAGAUGCCAAAUCGCUCCUUCUUACGGAAAGAAGAUCGUGGAAGUUUACAACGAGUUAUCUUUGCAGCGUCAAUCUUCCAGACUUUUUGAACAGAAGAACUCAUUUGCUACGUUACGUGACUUGUUCCGUUGGGCUCUUCGAGAGGCUGUUGGUUACGAGGAGUUGGCUGCCAAUGGGUACAUGCUCUUAGCUGAGCGUGUGAGAAACGAAGAAGAGAAGCAAGUGGUGAAGCAAGUGAUAGAAAAGGUUAUGAGGGUGAAACUUGAUAUGGAUGCUUACUACGAGAAGCUCGAGAACAAGGAAAUCUUCAACAUCGAACUGUCGAUUGUCUGGACCAAGGCCAUGAGGAGAUUGGCAGUACUUGUUGCUACCUCUAUCAAGUAUAAAGAGCCAUUAUUACUUGUUGGUGAAACCGGAUGCGGUAAAACCACAGUUUGUCAGAUUCUCGCUCAAUUCCAGAACAAGCAGUUGAUAACUGUGAAUGCACACCAGAACACUGAGACCGGAGACAUUUUGGGUGCUCAAAGACCCCUCAGAAACCGUUUUGAAACCAGAGGCGAGCUUGUUAAGAGCUUAGUGUCUUUCUUCGAGAUCCUCAACAUUGAUGUUCAGCUUGGUGAGACUAAUGCAGAGGACUUGAUCAAAAAGUACAGAAAGACAAUUGCUGAUCUUAGUGAUGACGACAAGGGAAAGGUCGACGAGCAGCUCAUUGUUGAGAUUGAAGACAAGAUCAGAAGCGCUGGGACACUCUUCGAGUGGGUUGAUGGUCCUUUGGUUCAGGCCAUGAAGACCGGUGACUACUUCUUGCUUGAUGAAAUUUCGUUGGCUGAUGAUUCCGUUUUGGAGAGAUUGAACUCUGUCCUUGAGCCCGAGAGAAGCUUGUUGCUUGCUGAGAAGGGUACUGAAGAUGCAUUCCUUGUCGCUCAAGAUGAGUUUCAGUUUCUCGCUACCAUGAACCCCGGUGGUGAUUACGGCAAGAAAGAAUUGUCCCCUGCUUUGAGAAACAGAUUCACAGAAAUCUGGGUUCCAUCUCUCGAUGAUUUCAACGACGUCAGACACAUCGUGAGGUCUCGUCUUCAAGAUCAAUACAAGGAUCUUGCCAAUGCGCUUACCGAGUUUUCCGAGUGGUUCGGAAGGAAACUUGGAAAUGGCAAUGUCAACAGUGGUGUGAUUUCGUUGAGAGAUAUUUUGGCUUGGGUCCAGUUCAUCAAUGCAUGCGACCAGUCAGUGUCUGCCGAUGCUGCUUUCUACCAUGGUGCCUCCAUGGUAUUCAUUGAUGCCUUGGGAACAAACAAUACCGCCUACCUUGCCGAGAAUGAGACCAAGUUGUCAGAUCACAAGAGACAAUGUGUCGAAAAGCUCAGUCAGCUUGUUGGCAAGGAUCUCGCCCAAUUCUCGCUUGUCAACAAUCAUGAGGUCAUCGUUGGAGAAGAUAAGCUUAAGGCUGGUUUAUUUGAAGUCGAACGUGUUUCAGGAACCACUUAUACUGAUCCUUUCAACUUGCACGCCCCUACAACUGCUGCCAAUGCUCUGCGUGUUGUUAGAGCUAUGCAAGUCCAUAAGCCCAUAUUGUUGGAAGGUAGUCCUGGUGUUGGUAAGACCAGUUUGGUGUCUGCGAUUUCCAAGGCUACUGGUAACGAGCUCAUCAGAAUCAACCUUUCUGAACAGACCGACUUGAUUGAUCUUUUUGGCUCCGAUGCUCCGGUAGAAGGUGGCCAAACUGGUGAAUUUGUUUGGAGAGAUGCUCCCUUCUUGAGAGCAAUGAAGAACGGUGAGUGGGUAUUGUUGGACGAGAUGAACCUUGCUUCUCAGUCGGUGUUGGAAGGUUUGAACGCUUGUUUGGAUCACAGAGGAGAGGCUUACAUCCCAGAACUUGAUCGUUCUUUCCCACGUCACCCUGACUUUAAGGUCUUUGCCGCCCAAAACCCUCAAUAUCAAGGAGGUGGAAGAAAGGGAUUGCCCAAGUCUUUUGUGAACAGAUUCACGGUUGUGUUUGUGGACACAUUGAGUGCUGAUGAUUUGACCUUGAUCGCUCACAAAUUGUACCCAAACAUCCCCAGAGAUGACUGCAGCAAGCUUAUCAAGUUCGUUGCUGAAUUAGAGAGACUCAUUGUGAAGCAGAAAUCAUUCGGCGUUCUCGGCGGUCCUUGGGAGUUCAACUUGCGUGAUGUCUUGAGAUGGUUAAGUUCAUUCCACUCUUCUCAAAACAUCAAUCGUGAACAGGACAUGAGUCUUGGUGAAUUUUUGGAUAUGAUUGUCUGCCAAAGAUUCAGAACCGAGGACGACCGUCGUAAGGUUGAUGAGCUUUUCGUGUCUGUUUUCGGCGAGCAAAAGAAGAGAAGCCCAUUCUAUUCGAUUGGAAUUGAUUAUGUUCAAGCUGGUGGUGCUCUCAUCAAGAGAGGCGAACUCAUUCAGUUCGAUAACUCGAUCGACAGACUUAACUUGGUACCUCUUCAGUGUAACUUCCAAGUGCUUGAAUCUGCGCUUAGAAGUGUCAACGAAAACAUCCCAUUUAUCAUCGCUGGUCCAUCCAACGCCGGUAAAACUGAGUUGAUCAGAUUCUUGGCCAACGCUGCUGGUGUCAAGUUGUCUGAGUUUGCCAUGAACAGUGACGUUGAUAGCAUGGAUAUUUUGGGAGGUUACGAACAAGUUGAUGUCACUAGAGCAAUGUCUGAAGUGAUUAACAAGACUUACACAUUUUUCAGGGAAUUGCUUAUUGAGAGCUGUCUCAUACACCUGGAAACCUCGCCAUCAGCUCUUCAUGCUAUAGAGAUUGUUGAUUUGAUCGAGAACACUGUACUGGUCGCAGACUCAUUCCCUCGAAUCGCUAAACGUUUCAGACAUUUCGUGAGCCAGUUCCACAAUGAAGCCUUGAACAGCCUUCUUAUGGAAUUUGCGGCUGUUGAAACAAAGGUGAGAGAAAAGUCUGCAGUCAGAUUCGAGUGGUUCGACGGUUUGCUCGUCAAAGCAGUCGUGAAUGGAGAUUGGUUGGUUUUGGAUAACGCCAACUUGUGUAACCCAUCUGUUCUUGACAGACUCAACUCCUUGCUUGAGGUAAAUGGGUCUUUGAUCAUAAAUGAGUGCAGCACAGAAGAUGGUAUGCCACGGGUUUUGAAGCCACACCCCAACUUCAGGUUGUUUUUGACUGUGAACCCCAAAUAUGGCGAGCUUUCGAGAGCCAUGAGAAACAGAUGUAUCGAAGUUCACAUUGACGAUCUCGAGAAGCGUUCCACCUUCUUCGAUAAAAUGACCUUGGGAUUGCCGCUUGUUGAUGAGGCAACUUCCGAGGAAGACAUCAGUGAAUUGAUGGAGAAGCUUAAAUUUGGUCAGAAUAGUGUCGGCAGACCAUUGGCUACUUUUGUUCCUUGUAACGAGUCUAAAAUGAGACGUUAUGGCGCCACCGUUGAUGCUGUUGAUAAUUAUGAACACAACUUAGCGAAGAGUGCUUUGAUCAGUAUCUUUGCUCAAAGAGAUGUCACUGUGAUCGAAUCGUGGUUUAACACUGUUACAUCUAGCAAGGAAUUUAGCUCCAUCUACAAGUCAACUAUGCAAGAGUCCAUCGAAGUGUUGAAGGUCUUGUCCAGUGCCGACUACUUCACCAGUUGUAAACUUACCUACGACAAGGUCGACUCUUCUAGAACUCAAGCUCUCAACACGAUUCUCAAUGAGUACAUUGUACCAUACUUGGGUGAGGCGGGUGAGGCAAACUGGCUUGAGCCUACCAUAAUGUUCCAAGUUGCAACUCGUCUUUUCGAAGCUUCAGCUUUAUUGGACACCAUUGAAAGAAGAGGAACCGAGAGUCCGCUUCAUCAAUUAUCGUUUCUUGAACUUUCCGCAGCGGUUUGUUUCGGCAGGGAAGUGAAGAAGACGCCAAAGGUGAACGUUUUCGGAUUCGUGAAGGAGGUUCAUACGUGGAUCAUCAAGGCCUUCUUGGUGCACACAUCUGCCUCUGUCACUUCCGAUGGUCCAGUCUUCUCUGCAUUGCUUGAACUUCAGGAAACAUGGAUCUGUUUGGUAAACUCUGCCAGAAUUCAGAACAUCACAAAGUUGAGAGUUUACCACAGCAUCAUUGGAUCGUGGUUCGAAAAGCACAAAGACAUUUCCAUGCUUAUUGAUCAAGGGCUGCCAAUGUCGAGUCUUUCCCUUCAGCUUGAAUUGACGACAGGGUUCUCCAUGGGCACCAUCUGGAACCACUUCCGUCAAUUAUACCCAUCGACUUCUGAGGCUUGGGAUUACUACUCGAGCCUUUUGAGCAUCUUAUCUGAAUUUGAUACCUUAGUUGCCAACUAUGAGAUGAAUGCAGAGGAGGUUUUGAUGCUUAGACAGCUCAUGAUUGACCUUUACGGAACAAUCAUUACCGGCACAGCAUCCGAUGACGACCUCGCUAACUUGUUCAAGCAGUUAGUGAGCGGUAUUGCUGCUCUUAAGGAAGCCGCAGAGGGUUCGGAGAAGAGAUGUAACAGUUUCGAGGAAGAGUUCACGAUGCUUUCUACAUUCGUGGAGUCUGAAAGCAUGGCUACUGGAGCAAACACUUCAGGUAAGCAAUUGCAACUUUACCAAAAGUCGAGUAAACCAACUUCUGGAUUGUUGAACUCUCUGAACACCAAUGUCUUCAAGCCCUAUCCAAGAAUCUUCGAUGAUGUAUACUUGAGAGGCUCAAGAGGGGGUGUUAUGAAUGUCUUUGCAGAGAACCUUCUUGAGGCUUUGAAUGCCAAGGCACAAGAGCUCAACAGAUGUCUGGGUAAGUACUUAGACAAGCAGUUAGCUGAUAUGAAAGUUCUCGCUGACUCGCUUGUUGAGAAUUCCACAUCGGUUCUCAGAGAUCAAAAGCUGGUGUUCAAGACUUUGCUUCUCUCUUGGAUCAAGGAAAUUUUGGCCGCUCAUCAAAUUCUGAUUAUCGGAGAAUCAUUGAAAGAGGUUCUUGAUGGGGUCAGAGCCUCUGAUAGUACUGCCUUGAUCACCGUCUUUGAGGCUUACAUGGGACCCGCCGUGAUGAUUGCAGAGUCAGCUACCACGUUGAAGUCUCUCGGUAAAGCUUGGGUUCUCUUCUCAUGUGGAUGUGUACAGCUCUUUGUUCCUAGCUCCCCUAUGGAUCCCGCCAUCGAUGAUCAUGUUGUUUACGACAUUUUCAAGACUCAAAAUGAAUCACUUGACAAUCUUAUUGCGUCUUGGAAGGUCGUGAGACAAACAAUCACAGGCGAUGAGCCAAUUGCCACGGAAUCAGAGUUGCCUCAAUUGAGAAAUGAGGAUAGAGAGAAGCCAACCAUUUUCAGACCAAGUGAUGGCAUUGACGAUUUGUUCGAAGAGUGGGCUGGUUUCAUGAGCUCAUCCAUUGACAAGGAUGCUGUGACGAGAUUGCUUUCGCAAGCAGAGGCUGAAUACGACGAGAAGAAUGUGAAUGGAAUCAACGUUUUCCAGCACAACUCUGUUAACUUCCUUACUCGUUUGAGAACUAACAAGGUCGUCUACUCAGACCUCAACGAUAUUCUUGCUGGUUACGUCUAUGGCUUAAAGUUUGGUCUCGAUUUGAUGAUGAUGGAGAACGAGAACACCAAAGCCCAGGUUUCUCUCAAGAACCUUUGGUCUGUGGAUGUGUCUUCUUUGCUCAAUCCUGUUUUGAUCAGAAACACUUUCGAGGAUUUCAAGAAAGCUAGCAAAUCGUUUGGCAACAACACAUGUGCAAGCGAAAAGCUGAUGUUAUUCUUCAUCAACAUUUGCUUCAUGCAACGCCACAUGGAAUCAGAGCCCGAGUUAGACCACAUUAUCAACCUGGCUUUCCAGACGCUUUAUUACAGGUGGUACUACCGCAGGGCAAAGGAGGAAGAGCAGGCUGCUCAGAAUGCUUCCCUUUACAAGUACGAAGGUGGUGAUGAUGAUGUUGAGAAGGAGUUCCAAAUGAUGUUCCCUGAUUACGAAGAGGUAAUGGAGGUUGAUUCCAACGCAGCCAAGUCGUCCAGCUCGCUAGCUGAGGUUUAUCCUCAACUCUGCCAGCUUUAUGUUGAUUACUACCUCAAUGGAAGACUGGCUGACAUAACCAAGGUUAUUGAGCAAGGUGCCACAUUAGCUUGGGACUUGUCCAAGUUUGAAGACGUAUUUGUCCAUGGCUCCAACAGUCCCGAAUCUAUGGCAGCACUUUUCAUCAACAUGCUGAAGGUUCACGAGGUAUUCUCCCUGCAAAGAGGUGACGUUGAUUUCUACCAUGGCGAGUCACCAUUCGAAUUCAGGAGAGCUAUCAAGGUCGUCAGUAAUGUUCAAAGAGCGGUUGCAACCCUUUUGGACCAAUGGCCAGAACACGCCACUUUGCAGAAUAUCACGAGGACUGCAAUUGAGUUUACCGAAUUCCCAUCAAAUUUCCCCAUUUCAAGACUCCUCCAGAAGCUCGAGGUAAUCUUCACUUACCUCAACGAGUGGGAGAAGUUUGCCAGCAGCAAGGUGACCCUCAGAGCAUGUUACGACGAGGUGACUGAGCUCAUCGUGUCUUGGAGAAAGCUUGAACUUCUGUCUUGGAGAAAACUUUUCGACAACGAGGACUCUACUUUUAGAGAGAGGGUUGGUAAAUGGUGGUUCUAUCUCUUCGAGACUAUCAUUGUUCCGAUUUUUGGCAUCGAUGAGGAGAAUGAUGAGAAGAUGUCGACGAUCCAACUUUUGGGUGCUUUGAACGUCUUUAUGAGCGAGACCACCUACGGAGAAUUUGCGACUCGUUUACAGUUGGUUCAGGCGUUUGAGAACCAUGCAUCAAGAUUGGAAGGUGGCGAGAAGACUGCUAAUGCUCUUCGCAACUUCACAAAGUUUUACGAGCAAUACAUCCCCCACAUUGACGAGGCCAUUUCGCAAACCAAAAAGACCCUUGAGAAGGAGAUCAACGAGGUGAUUCUUCUUGCUAGUUGGAAGGAUGUUAAUAUUGAUGCCCUCAAGCAGAGUUCCAAGAAGUCUCACAACAGUCUUUUCAAGAUUGUGAGAAAGUACCGUGCCCUUUUGGCGACACCAAUUUCUCCUCUUGUCCAGGCUGGUCUCGCUUCCGACUCCAAGGUAUCAAUUGCUGAAAUUCCUUCAACCUUGUCUGUUCAGCAUCAAUCUCAUGACCAUGACACACAAAUGGCCAUUCUCAAGCUUUGUGGUAAGGCAUCUACUUGGGACGAGAGACCAAACAGACUCAAGAAUUUGUCUAUGAUCGAGAACAACAUGCGUGUCUUCAUUGAUAAAGUCACCCGCUCAGCCGCACCAUCGCUUUACGAUUACGCCAAGGAGAUCAUCGAAGAGAUGGAUAGACUCAGAAAGGAAACGCCUAACGUGAUGAAUGAUGACACCAAGAAGGAAGUGGCUGCGUUGAAGACACAAAAACACAAACUUUUGAGUGAAGUUUUGAAGGAGUUGAGAAGGAUAGGUAUCAAGACCACAGUGAAGCCUGAUAUCAAGAAGCUUUUGGCAACGGUGAAUUUGAUUUUCACCAAUAGUGCCUCCUUCUCUUCCAAGAAAUUGGUCAGUGCUGAUGCUUACUUCUUGCGAGUUUUGGAUUUGCUUCCACGUCUCAGAGCUUCAGUCUCUGAAGGAAACGAUGAAGUGCCACAAGCGGAUCUUGAAAGAGGUUUGGCGGCCACAGAGAACUUGUUGUUUUCUUUGGUUACCGUGAGAAAACCAACCAACAGCUUAGCGCUGUCACUCGACGAAUUAGAAACUUUCAACGACGCUCUUGCGAAUAAGUUUUCGGAGUUGAACUCACAAUCUGGUAUUCUUUGCAAAGCAUCAUCCAUCGAGAGUUUCUUUACGACUUUGAGAGAUCUCCAGGUUUUCGUUCGCAGCUUCGAGCAAUUGAUGGACUAUAUCUCAGAGGUGGUAAGAGGUGUUGUCUUCUUCACCAAGGUGUCCGAUACGAGUGUCCUCGAGAGUCUUAGACAAUCGGUGAGCCAAUGGAGAGUAAAGUUAUCCAUUUCUGACCUCACUGUGCCCGUCGAGAGUGAACGCUCUAUGUUGGAAGAGUUCAAACAGUACGUUGCACUGAUUGUGAAUGAGUUGGCUGCAUGGAGGGAUUCCAACACUGCCAACGGCUUCAUUGCUCAAACCAUUCUCAAUUGGCUCUCCAAUUGGGUGCAGAAUGUGAAACCAGCUUCAGAAUCCGCCCCUGCCAACACUGUUACAAUUGAGGUACUCGAGAAGUCACUCAGGAAACUCUCCAACUCGAUUCUUGUUUCCGUGCAGCGGGUUGUUGAAAUCCAUGAUGAGGACAUUAGCCAGGACGACGACAAGUGGUUACAAGAAUCCCAGCAAAGACUUUCGCAAGCAAUGAAGGCUCUCCACCACGAGAGCAUCAACUCACUUCUCAGAAAUGUCAGAUCUAAUUUGUUGAACAUCGAGCACGAUCUGGAGACAUCUGCUGUGAGUGCUGCUUUGAUGAGUUUCACCAUGCCCUUGGUGCAGUUGUACUACAAGCUCGCCUCUGCAAUUCAAAUGAGAGCCCGGGAGAACUACAUUCAGAUUUCUAGAUCCACCUAUGUCUUGGCCACUGCUCUUCACAAAUUGGCUUCCUCCGGUUUCUGUUCUCCAGAACCUCCACAGGAGCAGAAGAAGGAUGAUAACUUGCAAGAUGGUACUGGAUUAGGUGACGGAGAAGGUGCCACAAACAACUCAAAGGAUGCUGAGGACGAUGAUUUGGACGAGCAUGCUCAGCAGCCAAACGAGGAGAACGAGAAAGAUAAAGACGACGGCGAAGAGGAAGACGACGACGCUGUCGACAUCGAAGGUGACAUGGCUGGUGAUCUUGAGGAUGCCUCUGACCAGGAGAAGGAUGAAAAUGACGAUGGUGAUGAGGAGCAGGACCUCGACGAGGAAGUUGACGACAUCGAUGAUCUUGACCCCAAUGCCGUCGACGAGAAAAUGUGGGAUGAGGAAGCCAAGGAUGACUCCAAGGAAAAGGAGUCGGACAAGAUGCCACAAAAUUCCGUGAACGACGACGACAAUAUGGAAGCCAUGGAAGACGAAGAUCAGAAGCAGGAAGAAGGUGACAAUCAAGAAGGAGAGGAAGGAGAAGAAGAAGAGAAGGAGAACGACGGGGAUUCAGAAGACGACGGUGAAGACGUUGGUGAGCAAGAAGAUGAGGUAAAGAACGACGAAAACGAACAGCUCGAUGACUACGUCCCUGAGACUGAAGCUUUAGAUUUACCAGAGGACAUGAACUUGGACGACGAAAAUGAAGACGAAGCUGCUCAGGACGAAGACGAAGGUGACGAGAAAUUCGAAGACGAGUUGGACAAGAACGAGAAGGAGGAAGAGGGACUGUCUGAUGAAAAGGACGAGGAGCCCGCCGAUGCUGAAGCUGAUGCCGAAGAAGCAAACGAGGAAGAGGCCUCGAUGGAACAGGAUGAGGAAGAAGACGACAAAGAAGGCGCUGGCGAUGACAAGGAAGUUGACGAAGAACCACAAGAAGCUUCUGACGACGAAACUGUGAAGGGUCCCGAAGAGGGUGAAGAGGAGAAGGAUGACGAGCCUGACUCUGCUGAAAAUGGCGAUCUUGAAGCUGAUGGACUCGAUGGAGCCGAACAAGAUCAGGACGAGGAUGUUGAUAUGGACGCUGCUUCCAAGGCUGCCGCAGGCGAGAAGGGCGAUGGUGCUGACCAAGAAGUCCUCGAGGACCAGGAUGAUGUUGGUGCCUCUGGAACUGCUUCUUCUGAAAUGCAACAACAAGAAGAUAGAGAUCAGGAUUCUAACGACAACUCCAACAGUGAGAUCAAGGAGUCCUUGAAGCAAUUGGGAGAUUCGUUGAAGGAAUUCCAUCGUCGCAGACAAGAGAUCAAGGAAGCUAGUCAGAGGGACCAAGAGGAACAAGAAGCAAAGGCUGACGUUAGACCUGACGAGUUCGAACAUGUCGAAGGAGAGAACACUGAGCAGGAUACUCAAGCGCUUGGUGCUGCUGACAAUCAGGACCAGAUCCAACGUAUUGACGAGGAUAAAGCCAUCGACGACGACGAAGAGGUUCCAGACCGUGAGGAAGUGGAUGAAAAGAAGGAUCCUGACGCCAUGGACAUCGAACAGGGAGACGAGGAGGCGGCUCAAGACGGCGAGGAAACGAACCAAGAAGCCGAUUCAGAGAAUGUUGGUGCUGUGCUAGGCGAGAGAAGAAUUGUUAAAGAAGAGGACCAGGAUAUCGAUCUCGCAGCUGAAGACCUCGAGGAAACGAAGGCAGAGGUUGACAUGAAGAACCAUCUUGAUGACGACUAUGAACUAGGCAGUGACGAAGUCCCAGCACAUGAUCUCAUUACAUCCAGAGAGCUCUGGAACCACAGCGAGCUUGCUACUCAAGAGUUGUCAUCUGGUUUGUGUGAGCAGUUGAGAUUGAUUUUGGAGCCCACAUUGGCCACCAAAUUGAGAGGUGACUACAAGACCGGUAAGAGGCUCAACAUGAAGAGAAUCAUUCCAUACAUCGCCUCGGAGUUCAGAAAAGACAAGAUCUGGCUCAGAAGAACCAAGCCAUCCAAGAGACAGUACCAGAUCAUGAUCUCUGUGGACAACUCCAAAUCCAUGAGUGAGAGUAAGGUAACCGAGUUGACUUUGCACAGCAUUGCCCUUGUCUCCAAGGCUCUUACCCAACUUGAAAGUGGUGGAUUGUCGAUUGUGAGAUUUGGUGAGGACGUCAAGCUCCUUCACCCAUUUGACAAACCUUUCAAUCAAGAAACUGGUGCUCGUGUAUUCCAAUGGCUUGACUUCCAACAAGAGCGCACUGACAUCAAACUGUUAUGCUCAAAGUCUUUGAAGAUUUUCGAAAAUGCUAGAGCUUCUUCAGGUGCCGAUUUGUGGCAACUUCAAAUUAUCAUUUCUGACGGUGUUUGCGAAGACCACGAGACAGUUGAACGGAUGGUCAGACAAGCUAGAGAAGAGAAGGUGAUGUUGGUGUUUGUCGUGAUUGACGGAAUUACAUCGAACGAGUCAAUCCUCGAUAUGUCCCAGGUGAGUUACGUUCCUGAUGCCAAUACUGGUGCUAUGACGUUGAAGGUGAACAAGUAUUUAGACACAUUCCCCUUCGAGUUCUACGUUGUGGUGAGAAGCAUCAAGGAGUUGCCAGAGAUGCUUUCGUUGAUCUUGAGGCAGUACUUCACGGAAGUCGCUAGUGUUUGA
Molecule: messenger RNA, 14817 nt
Organism: Candidozyma duobushaemuli
Lineage: Eukaryota; Fungi; Ascomycota; Pichiomycetes; Serinales; Metschnikowiaceae
Gene: MDN1
Product: AAA family ATPase midasin
Exons: 2
Coding region: 1-14817 (4938 amino acids)
Biological process (GO): ribosomal large subunit assembly; rRNA processing
Cellular component (GO): nucleus; preribosome, large subunit precursor
Molecular function (GO): ATP hydrolysis activity; ATP binding
Source: RefSeq, a predicted model, not a curated record